UACGCAUGCAUGCGACCGACGGGCUGGUUUCAUAACGCGGAGAGGAAGGCAGGAAUGGGGCUUUGAGAGCGGACGAGCAGCAGACCCGCUCGGUUCUAUGCACCAACAGUGCCACCUCCGUUCCCGGGCCGUGCGGGCGGCGCGCCCACAGGAGACGCGGUAGUGGAGGCUGCUGCUGAUGCUGCUGUGCGAUCAGCUGGGGGUUUUUUUUUCGUCUUGAGCAUCAUCGCCGCGACGGCCACCGAGACACCGAGACACCGAAGCUCCGCAGCCAGGGAGACACCGCGGGAACACGGGCCACACAGGAUGGAGUUCAAGCGUCUGGUGGAGGCGGCGGAGAAGUGGUGCUCCGGUAACCCGUUCGACCUCAUAUUCGCCGAGGAGGACGACGAGAGGCGGCUUGACUUUUACGCGGAGCCCGGCGUCUCCUUCUACGUGCUGUGUCCCGGCGGCACCGACAGUUUCCACGUGUGGAGCGAGAGCGAGGACUGCCUUCCCUUCCUGCAGUUGGCCCAGGACUACAUCUCCUCCUGCGGGAAGAAGACCCUGCUGGAGGUGCUGGAGAAGGUCUUCACGUCCUUCCGGCCUCUGCUGGGUCUGCCGGACAUAGAAGACGACAGCUUCGAGCACUACCACGCUGACAUGGAGGGGGAACCAGGGCCCGACCACCAGCAGAUGGGGGUCAGCCAGCAGUGAUUCGCCCCCCCCCCCCCCCCCCCCCCCGUCCCCGCUCAGUAUGGAGGAUCCAGCCCAAACGCUAAACAUCACGCACGUGCUGAGGGGACAACUCGCUGCACCACCACAUGUUUUUCAUGAAUGUCUCAGUGGCUUUGCUUCCCAAAGAGUGCACUGUGUUGACCCCCCCCCCCCCCCACCCGCCCUUCUCUCUCCCCCCCGCCCAAACACACGCACACACAUUGGGGCUACGUGAGCCUCACGAUGCAACAAUCAUAAUCAUUCACCAUCUGGAUAGUUCUAAGUUCUACAGCACAGCGAUAUUGCAUCAGCCUCCGCUGGGUUUGUUAUGUGCUGAGAAACAGUCAGAUGUUCCCGCAAUGCACCCCCCCCCCCCCCCACACACACACACACACACACACACACCGCCCUCCCCCUUGGCUUUGCAGAUGAAUGUGACAGAUAACCGACCCCAUCGGCCUGUCUUGAAGCAGAGGAUACACGAGAGCAGUUUUUCUUUUGUGGCGGCCGCUGAGGAGGAAGAGGAAGAGGGGAGGAAGGAGGCCCGAGGGGGGGGGGGGG
Messenger RNA from Pungitius pungitius (ninespine stickleback), 1257 nucleotides. It is a transcript of the gene mturn, whose product is annotated as maturin, neural progenitor differentiation regulator homolog (Xenopus). Gene Ontology annotation, cellular component: cytoplasm. The transcript has 3 exons. NCBI's taxonomy places the organism in Eukaryota, Metazoa, Chordata, Actinopteri, Perciformes, Gasterosteidae. Gene Ontology annotation, biological process: positive regulation of megakaryocyte differentiation; regulation of signaling. The record is from RefSeq and is a predicted model, not a curated record. The coding region runs from base 307 to 696 and encodes 129 amino acids.